AUGGCUCGAAUGAUUGAAGACAUGCCACGGAUAUGGAGGGUAUACAACAGAGUUAGGAGUAUUGCUCUUUCCAGGGAUAAGUUUCAAUUCAUCUUCCAACGUGAGGAGGAUCUCCAAACUGUUCUUCACGAUCGUCCAUGGUCUUACAACCAAUGGACCAUGAUUCUUGAACGCUGGUCCCCAAAUCUGUCACCUAAUUUUCUAUCUUCCUUUGAAGUAUGGGUCAGAAUAAGGAACAUUCCUGGUCAACAUUACACAAUUGAAACGAUGGAUCGUUUGGCAUCAGCCAUUGGUGAAGUCAAAGAAAUUGUGUAUGACCCUAAGAUCUCCCAGCCUAAAGAUUACAUUCGGGCUCGGGUCUUGUUUCACAUCGACAGCCCUGCGAGGAACUCUAAGAAUUUGAAUAUUUCUUUAGGCGAAACAGUGGUGAUCACAUAUGAAUAUGAGAAAUCAGGAAGAGAUGUUUCCACUGUCUCGUCUCACACACGAGAAACUGACUUGUUCGUUGCUUAA
Messenger RNA from Arabis nemorensis, 513 nucleotides. NCBI's taxonomy places the organism in Eukaryota, Viridiplantae, Streptophyta, Magnoliopsida, Brassicales, Brassicaceae. The record is from the annotation of a GenBank genome assembly.